AUGGCCCCGUCCAAGACCGACACCAAGUGGUCCGUAGAGUUCGACAAUGUGCGCCGGGACAACCUCUUCAAACACCCUCCUAAAGACAGCACCGCAUAUCCCUCCCUCGUCGCGGCCGUAGACCCACACAUCCACUCCUUCAACGCCAUAAUAGAGAAAAACGGCCUGCUCGAACAUGCCCUGAGGGACAUAGGCACCAAAGUCUUUCUCGACGGCGACCCCAACGCGAAGCCAGAGGAGCGACCUCGAAGAAACAGGCUCAGCGUCAGGGUGAGCCAGGUUUUCCUGGACAAGUCCCAGUUGCCCCCAACGAACAAGCACAACAACAGCGAUAGAAGGAUAUGGCCGGCCGAAUGCAGAGAGCGGCAUGUCACGUACAGGGGGAGACUGAGGGUGCGGAUGGAGUACAAAGUCAACAACGGGGACUGGAGAGAGCUGGUCAGGGAGCUUGGGCAGGUCCCCUUGAUGCUCCGGGGUAACCGUUGCCACCUUGAGAACCUGCCGCCUGAGAGGCUUGUGUACGCGAAAGAGGAGUCUGAAGAGCUGGGAGGGUACUUUAUCGUCAACGGCAUCGAGAAGAUCAUUCGGAUGUUGGUCGUCGGCAGAAGAAACUACGCCAUGGCUAUCAUUCGGCCUUCGUUUGUCAACCGCGGAUCGUCCUACACGAAAUAUGGCGUGCAAGUUCGAUCGGUGCGGCCGGACCAGACCUCGCAGACGAAUGUAUUACACUACCUGAGCGACGGUAAUGUGACAUUCCGGUUUUCAUGGAGGAAGAAUGAGUACCUGGUGCCGGUAAUGAUGAUCAUGAAGGCCUUAGUAGAGACCAAUGACCGGGAAAUCUUUGAGGGCUUGGUCGGACCCGCUGGCUCCAAAGGCCUACAAGAAAAGCAGUUCGUUACGGACCGAGUCGAGCUACUACUUCGGACAUACAAGGCUUACAACAUCCGUGGGCGAGCCAAAACAAGAGCUUACCUUGGAAGCAAGUUCAGAAUUGUCUUAGGAGUUCCGGAAGAUAUGACUGAUGAAGAUGUCGGUACUGAGUUUCUCAGGAAGAUCGUGCUUCCCCAUCUUGGAAAUUUCAGUGUUGCGGAAAGCCAAGACGCAGACAAGUUCAAGAUGCUGCUCUUCAUGACACGCAAGCUGUACGCUCUUGUCGAAGGGGAGUGUGCCGCCGACAACAUAGAUGCGGUAUCAAAUCAAGAAAUUCUACUGGGAGGCUCCCUAUAUGGCAUGAUAAUAAAAGAAAGAAUAGAGGAGUGGAUGAACUCGAUACGAGUCGCGGCAGCUGAUUGGUGCAGUAGCAAUAACUGGGCAACGUUUGACUCUGAGAAGUUUAAUACAGAUUUCAUACCCAAAAUCCUACGGAAAACGAACGAGAACAUUGGCCAGGCCCUGGAGUACUUCAUGUCCACGGGUAACCUAGUCAGUCCCAGCGGUCUCGACCUACAACAAACAUCCGGCUAUACAGUUGUUGCAGAAAAGAUUAACUUCUACCGGUUCAUCAGUCAUUUCCGAAUGGUGCACAGAGGUAGCUUCUUCGCGGAGCUCAAGACAACGACCGUUCGAAAGCUGUUACCAGAGAGCUGGGGCUUCCUGUGUCCUGUACAUACACCCGACGGCAGCCCUUGUGGGCUGCUGAACCAUCUGGCACAUAAAUGCAAGCUCGCUACACAUGCUGUGGACGCGUCCGCGGUGCCCUCACUAGUCGCUCAGCUAGGUGUCAGCAAUGCAUCAGCGGCUUCACUGGCAGACAGCGUGGUAGUGCAAUUAGACGGGAGGAUCCUCGGCUUCUGCUCCCCCAAGCAGGCCAAGGUCAUUGGAGAUACAUUACGGUACUGGAAAGUUGAAGGCACUCACAACGUUCCACGCGAGCUCGAGAUUGGUUACAUCCCCAACUCGAACGGCGGUCAGUAUCCUGGUGUGUACAUGUUCUCGCAAGCAGCACGUAUGUACCGGCCAGUGAAGUACCUUCCGCUAGAUAAGGAGGACUUUGUGGGUCCGCUCGAACAACCUUUCAUGUCCAUUGCCUGCACCGAGCCAGAAGUCGAGUCCGGCGAGUCCACUCACGUCGAGUACGACCCCACCAAUAUCCUCUCCAUUGUCGCCAACCAGACUCCUUUCUCCGACUUCAACCAGUCUCCCCGGAACAUGUACCAGUGCCAGAUGGGCAAGCAAUCCAUGGGCACACCGGGCACCGCUCUCCGCUACCGCACCGACAAUAAGACCUACCGCCUGCAGACUGGUCAAACUCCCGUUGUACGGCCGCCGCUGCAUAAUGAGUACGGCCUCGACAACUUCCCCAACGGCAUGAACGCUGUCGUGGCCGUUAUAUCUUACACCGGCUACGACAUGGACGACGCUAUGAUUCUCAACAAGUCCGCCCACGAGCGCGGCUUCGGACACGGCACAAUCUACAAGACGAAGAAGAUCGACCUGAACGAGAACGGGCGCUCUGCUAGGGGGACGAGGAGCAUCAACAAGCUCUUCGGCUUCGCGCCCGGCGGCCUAAUCCGCGCACAAUGGCGCGACAAGCUCGACGAAGACGGGCUACCCCACGUCGGCCUCAUGGUGCAAGAAGGCGACAUCAUCGCCGCAACGCACAGCGUAACCUAUGACGCCUCCAAGAAAGCCUUUAUCAACCAAGACGGCGAAACCUCAUUCAUCCGCUACAAAGACAGCGAGCAAGCCUUCGUGGAAGAAGUGCGCAUCAUCGGCUCCGAAACGGGCAACGAGCCCUGCCAAACCCUCUCCAUCAAGCUGCGGAUCCCACGCUCCCCAGUAAUCGGCGACAAGUUCUCCUCCCGCCACGGCCAGAAGGGCGUCAUGAGCCAGAAGUGGCCCACGGCCGACAUGCCCUUCAGCGAGUCCGGGAUAGUGCCGGACGUCAUCAUCAACCCGCACGCCUUCCCCUCGCGCAUGACGAUCGGCAUGUUCGUCGAGUCGCUGGCGGGCAAAGCCGGGGCGCUGCACGGGCUGGCCCAGGACAGCACGCCCUUCCGCUUCAGCGAGCAACACACGGCCGUCGACUUCUUCGGCCACCAGCUCCGCAAGGCGGGCUACAACUACUACGGCAACGAGCCCAUGUACAGCGGCAUCACGGGCCAGGAGCUGCACGCGGACAUCUACAUCGGCGUCGUGUAUUACCAGCGUCUGCGGCACAUGGUCAACGACAAGUACCAAGUCCGCACCACGGGCCCGAACAACGCGCUCACGGGCCAGCCGAUCAAGGGCAGGAAGAAGGGCGGCGGCAUCCGCGUCGGCGAGAUGGAGAGGGAUGCGUUGCUCGCGCAUGGCACGGCCUUCUUGCUGCAGGAUCGGCUUAUGAAUUGCUCGGAUUACGCGCGCGCGUGGCUGUGUAGGGGCUGUGGUGCGUUUUUGGGCACUACGCCCACGGUCAAUGAGUAUGGAAGAGGCAGGAAGGGUACGGGGGUUACGAGGUGUAGGAGGUGUGCGAAGAGGGCGCAGGGCUGGGAGCCGAAGAGUGAGGUCUGGGAGGAUGGAUCGGGGAUUAGAUGGGUGGGAGGCGAGGAUGUGGCGGUCGUGGCGGUGCCGGGCGUGUUGAGGUUUUUGGAUGUUGAGCUGGCGGCUAUGGGCGUCAAGAUGAGGUUUAAGGUCGAGCCGUAA
This is a messenger RNA of Coniosporium apollinis CBS 100218, 3624 nucleotides long. RefSeq names its product DNA-directed RNA polymerase I subunit RPA2. The transcript is spliced from 2 exons. Gene Ontology annotation, molecular function: ribonucleoside binding; DNA-directed RNA polymerase activity; DNA binding. Bases 1 to 3624 code for a protein of 1207 amino acids. Lineage: Eukaryota; Fungi; Ascomycota; Dothideomycetes. Gene Ontology annotation, cellular component: RNA polymerase I complex; nucleus. The record is from RefSeq and is a predicted model, not a curated record. Gene Ontology annotation, biological process: DNA-templated transcription.